Sebastes umbrosus (honeycomb rockfish) is the source of this 5484-nucleotide messenger RNA. RefSeq names its product serine/arginine repetitive matrix protein 2-like. Bases 150 to 5066 code for a protein of 1638 amino acids. NCBI's taxonomy places the organism in Eukaryota, Metazoa, Chordata, Actinopteri, Perciformes, Sebastidae. Gene Ontology annotation, molecular function: ubiquitin protein ligase activity; metal ion binding. Gene Ontology annotation, biological process: protein polyubiquitination; protein monoubiquitination. The transcript is spliced from 4 exons. The record is from RefSeq and is a predicted model, not a curated record.
GUUGAGGAUCUUUGUAGCAUGUCCCAUCAUGCACCGUGGCGUCAGUCUCAGCUCGCUGCGGUUCCACAGCCUCUGAUGAGCCUCUGAUGUCCCGCUAGCGCUCACGCUGUGAUCGGAUCGGGAGGACCGGGAGCCUCUCUGAAGGGCUGAUGCCUCUGACGGUCCGGAACUCUACCCGGAGGAGAAAAGACCCGCAGAGACCCGGGGAGGCUUCCUCUUCUGCUCCGAUGAUGGCGCCCACGCGGAUGAAACUGCGAGUGCGUCGCCGUGACAACGCGGCCGCAGGUGCCGCAGCGGGAGGCGGUCAGCCGGAGGAGGAAGAGGAGCGGAGCGGAGAGAGCGGCGGUCGCAGCAGCAGGAGGAAGAACGCCAGCUCGACCACAGCUGCUGCCGCCACCUCCUCCUCGUCACCUCCUCCUCCUCCUCCUCCUCUUCCUCCUCCCUCCUCCUCGGCCUCGGCCUCGGCGCGGGCGGUGAUGGCGGCGGAGGAGGCGUCGCCGGACUCCAAGUGCCCGAUCUGCCUGGACCGCUUCAACAACCUGGCGUACCUGGACCGCUGCCUGCACCGCUUCUGCUUCCCGUGCAUCCAGGAGUGGUCGCACAACAAGGCGGAGUGCCCGCUCUGCAAGCAGCCCUUCGCCUCCAUCCUGCACUCGGUCCGCGCCGAGGACGACUUCAAGGAGUACACGCUGCGGCCGCCGCCCGCCAACAGCAGCGUCGCCGCCACCGUGGCGAUGGUGGCGGCGAUGGCGUCGGCGGCGAGGAGCGACCACCAGAUGAGGCUGAUGCUGAGGAGGCACAGAGGGGCGGACGGCGGGGAGACGAUGACGAGGAGGCGGAGGAGGGAGAGGGGAGGAAGAGGAGGGGGAGGAAGGAGGUCGGGGGUGUGGGAGUGGUACCUCGACUCGCCGCCUCUCGCUCCUCCUCUUCCUCACGACCCCGCCGUCUCUCCCGUUGUUGCCGAGGACAGCGAGGAGGGAGAAGACCUGGAGGAGCCGAGGAUGAGGGGUGGGGCUGAUCUGGCGGAGCGUGGGGUCAUAUUCGAGGGGCUGACGGGACUCGGGGGCGCGGUAGCACCCGUGGCGCCCAACGACCGGGCGUCACGCCGGCUGAUGACUCGUCUGGUGGCGAGGCAGCGUUUGCAGCGAGAAGGUGGAACAAUACGGCGGCUGAGGGAGAGAGAGACGGUGGCCUUCCGCCGCGCUCUCUACCGGAGCGGCAUACGGGUCCGCGGCGUUGCCGGGGUCAACGGUAACCAGGGGCAGGGGCGUGACAUCACAGCAGAGAGCUUCCGCCGAAACCCCACCCACCUGAACAGACUCCGGCCCUGGUUGCGGCGGGAGCUCACGGUGCUGUACGGCGCGCACGGCUCGCUAGUUGACAUCGUACAGCGCAUCAUCAUGGCACGGCUCGCCCGCCACGGCCUGGAGGACACGCCCACCAUAGAAGAAGAGCUGCGACCAUUCCUGUUGGCACGCACCGACCACUUCCUGCAUGAGCUGGUCAGCUUCGCCCGCUCGCCGCUCAGCCUGGAACACUACGACAUGCACGCGGUGUACGAACCGCCGGACGCCGCCCUGGAGCUGGACGGGACGAGCAGCUCCACCGACAGCAGCUCGGUCAUCGCCAUAUCGGAGGGCGAGGAAGAGGAGAGGCGGGUGGGAGGAAGGUCAGAGGAGAGGCUGCCUGGGAGAGUGGCGAGCACUCUCGACGACGUCAUCCAAGCAGGAAGCUGCCUCAGCCUGGCGGCCUGGGACGACGAGACUCCAGGUCCCUCCUACUCCACCGCCGAGCCGUCGUGUUCGCUCGCCUCGCCGCCAUUCAGCCCCGCCCCGCAGGAGGCCGCCAAUGAGGAGGGAGGAAAGUGGGAGGAGGAGGAGUGUCUGAUCGUCGGAUACAAGAAGCCGAUCGCGGAGCGGACGCCUGAGCUGGUGCAGCUCUCCUCCGACACCGAGGAAGACGAGGAGAAGAAGAAGAAGAACGCCACGGAGAAACCUCCCCCGCUCCCCGCCACCACCCCUCCCCUCUCUUACCUACCCACAAUCCCUCCCUCCACGUCAGGCGCCAACAGUCGCGAGAAGGACGACGGGCCGACGGAGAAAGACGGUGAGGCGGGCGAGCACCGUGCACGCUCCUGGUCGGGCAGCUCGGGGAGAAGCAGGAACUCGGUGUGCACGCUCAGCCCGGCGGCGCCCGGAGAGAGCGAGCGGCAGAAGUCUGGCAGCGAGGCAGCGAUGGAGAAGAGGAAGAAGAAGAGGAGGAGGCGAGGGCGGGAGAAGAGCGGCGACCGACUGAGGAAGAGCGGCACUCUGUACAACCCGAACCGCUCCAUUUACCCCGCCAUGAUGCGUCACCUCUCGCACUCCCCCUCGCCGUUUCACUCCAGCGUCGAGUCCGGCUCGCCGCUCCCGCCCAGCCCGCCCGACUCCAGCUGGGAGUACCACUGCUCCCACAUCUCCCCUCUCACCUCCUCCGUCUCCUCACCCUCCCCUUCCUCCUCCUCCUCCUCACCCCUCUGCUCCUCGCCACAGCCGUCGUCACAGACGGCGCCGACGCCCUCGCUCUCCCCCAGCAACAAUCACCACGGAGAGAAACCUGGGGGGAAGAGGAAGUACAAGAGCCGCCACCUGGACAGCGAUGACAAGGACCCCACCUGGAGGCCGAGCAGCAGCAGCAGGGAGAAGAGGAGGGAGAAGGACGGGAGGAAGAGGAGACGGGAGAGGAAGAGGAGGGACGGCGGCGAGAGCAGACGGAGCAGAGACGACCGAAGCCCCAGUGUGGAGAUCAUCUACGAAGGCACCAUCACCUCCAACGCCACGCAACCUCCUGCCCGCAAACGCCGCAGGAAACAACACCGCAAGACGCAACACAGCAGCUCGCCGGUGAUCAUCACCCUCGACAGCGACAGCAGCCGCGACGACGACGACGACGCCAACAACAGCGGCAGCAGCAGCAGUCCAAUCAGCAGCCAGCAGACCGUCGACUUCUCCGACCUUCCUCCUCUCCCGUUGGUGCAUUCUGCCGGCGUGGGCGGGGCCUUGAACGCAGAAAUCGGCGAGCUUCCUGUCGACAUCCUGGACCGAGGAUCCGACGGGUCGGAGGCGGAGCCGGCGGGUCCUAUCGCUGUCGACAACAGCGACAACAGCGAUCGUGACGUGGACGUGGAAAACAUUGAAGAGGGCGGCUCGCUGCUGGGGUCAGAUGACGAUAACGGACCAAUGAGAACGGCCGAUACAAAGUUAAACACUAAUCAGAGAGACGUAGACGACGCCGCCGCCACGACGACGAAUCUGGUUCGCAAGAGAGACUCUGAGACUUCCGACCGCCGUCUACUAGCGACCAUCCUCAAUGACCUGAAGGGAAUUGCCGCACCUAAAUGCAAACCGUCUUUGACCUUUGACCCCAAUUAUUCACCCGACACCCGGAAACGGCGUCUUCGGGAUCAGAGCGAGGUCAGUCAGGCGAAUUCAAACCACGGCUGGAUGGCUGAGAUGAGGCAUGACGAGGGUCAGUCUAACGAUAUUGUAGACCAAAACCGGGGCUCUGACUUGCUGAUGUGUCGUACUGCCAUCCGCCCGCCGCCAUGUCGUACCACCAUCCGCCUGCUGCCGCCGCCUCUUGAGCGGCUGAAGGAGCGCCGGGUCGAGGGCAAGGAAUUCCCUCCGCUCCUGAAACAGGCCAGUCCCGUCAGGUCGCACAACAGAAACACGCCGCCGCCGUUAAAACACAAAGAUGCUGGGAGUCCACGGCGGUCGCCCGUACCUCCUGUUGACCUGCACUCACCUCACGCCGACCUCAGUCCGAACCCCGUUGACUCCCGUUUGGGCGCUGAGCCGCCUGCAGAUAACCAGACCAUCCCGCCCAUCUCCACGCUGAAGAGACAUUUCACGAGCGCCUUGGCACUGAGAGGAGCGUCUACUAGCGGCGUUUCAGCCAAUGACAUGCAUUCUUCCUGUCAUUUAGCAGCCAUAGACUCCCGUUCUCCUUCUAAAGUCGGAGCGCUGACCGUCGACAUCCAUUCUUCUUCUUCUGGGUCGGAAAACAGCCCCAUCGGUGCUGACUGCUUAUCGCAUCUCAAUUCUCUUCACUCUUUGAAUUCCGGCCGUGACAGCGGAAAGGAAAUAUAUAUAUCUUCACCCGUUGACUUGCAUCCUGUGAAUUCUUUAUCUCCCAUUGAUUUCCAUUCUGGCUGGUCCAAAGAGAAGCCAGCUCACCAUGACUCUACCUCCAGAGGUUGCAGGAAUAAGACUCUAAGCCCAGAUUCCUGUCGGGUAGCACCCUUUGACCUCCAUCCUUCCAGCAGGGUUUCUGCUGAAAGCGCACCGGCGGGCGGCGAUGUUUUCUCAGGAGUCAACUGUAACGACACAUCACCUCACUCCUCAGCCAUUGACUCCCACUCCUCCAGUAAGAGAGAGAACUUGCCAGGAAGGCUUCCACGCUCCAGAGUUAGCUCGGUGCCAACAACAGCUCCCAGCGGCAGGUUGUCACCCAUUGACGUACGUCCUAGAAGUCCCAAAUCUACUGUUGACCUCCACUCUUCCAGUGCAGCUUCGGAAGGACUGACGGACAACAAGGAAUCAUUAGUCAAUCACGUGGAAAGAUCGCCUUAUGGUCGCCUGCCACCCAUUGAUUUGCAUUGUCCCGUGCCACCUGUUAACUUACGUUCUUUUAUCUCCGUCGGCGCCGAACACUUGAACCACGCAGCCUUAUCCUCCGCUACCUUCCAUAAAAAGUCCAGCUCUCAACUUACCGUUGAGUCCCACUCAAAGCUUCUCCACCUCGCUGACUCUCACUCAAAACCUCACAACCACUUUGAUCCCAGAUUCCCCGUUGACGCCCGCUCAAAACUCCCCGUCGACUCUCAGCGGGAAUCUGAGCCGCCCGUUGACUCUCAUCCAAAAAACUCUCGGAGAGACUUUCAACUCCGAGCAGACAAUCACAUCACGUCGGCGGAGAACCAGUGGAACUCAAACUCCUCCGUUGACGUCCGUUCAGACUCUCAGUCGCCUGUUGACGACCGCUCGGCCGGCAGCAUCUGGAACACAGGAACGCACUCGGCCACGUAGGACUUAAACGUUUUGAGGACUUGAUGGAGAAAAUGUGAAAAACAAACUGCUGAUUUUUUUUACUUCCGUUGUUAUUCUUUUGUUUAUACGAUGAAUUUAAACGGUAACUUCUCUGACGCUGUGUGUCUGUUUCUGAGGAACGGAGUUCACUUGUUUGUUUCUCGUGGAGCUGAAAUCUGGAUAAAUUGUUUUAUUAAGUUCUGAUUCUUUUUUCAUUUUUUAUAUUUUUAAUUGGAUUUAAUCAGAUUCUUUUUUAAUUAAGUUUCAAACAGCCACUUAAAUAAUGUGAUUAUAAAGAAAGGAGUUUAUUUAGGGAUGAAAAAUGAACUUUUAUUUGUUGAUUUCAUGGUCAUAUGAUGAUUAUUGAUGAUUAUUGAUGAGUGGCACGAGGACGGAUCUAUUAAAGGACUAACAUUAA